Messenger RNA from Phymastichus coffea, 1134 nucleotides. RefSeq names its product NEDD8-conjugating enzyme UBE2F-like. The record is from RefSeq and is a predicted model, not a curated record. Lineage: Eukaryota; Metazoa; Arthropoda; Insecta; Hymenoptera; Eulophidae. The transcript has 6 exons. Bases 242 to 793 code for a protein of 183 amino acids.
GUUAGUCUAUAAUCUGUACGGUGGAAAAAUUUGAUUUCUCAUUUCUGAUUAAAGUAAUAUUUGUUGCUUGAUUACUUUGAUUCAGAAGCGCGAAAUAUUGCUUUAUUAGUCCGCCGAAGGAGCCGCGUCAACGCUUCGUUUUAUGGCAGGACAGUGUACCUUAUUACAAUAUUUAUCAAAAUUUUUCCGACAAAUUGCUUAUGUUAUGUAAAGGUUAACAGUGCACACCUAAUAGUUCAAAAUGAUUACACUUAGAGGAAAAUUGAAGAAAAAUUCAGAUGUGUUGAGUAACAAAUCUGAUGAAAUUCCUGGAAAAAGAAUUUCAAUAAGAGAUAAACUACUUAUAAAAGAAGCACAAGAAAUGGAACAAAAUCUUCCUAGUAAUUGUAAAGUUACCUUUAAUGAUCCACAUUGUUUGCAUGAGUUUGAUUUACUUAUUGUGCCAGAUGAAGGUUAUUGGAGUGGAGGGUACUUUCAUUUCCUAAUCACUGUGCCAGAGGAUUAUAAUAUAAUUCCACCUACAGUCAAAUGUUUGACAAAACUAUGGCAUCCUAAUAUAAAUGAAGAUGGACAAGUUUGUUUAUCAAUUCUGAGACAAAGUAGUAUUGAUGGAAUGGGAUGGGCACCUACACGUAAACUGAAAGAUAUUGUUUGGGGUCUAUGUUCUCUCUUUAGUGACUUAUUAAAUUUUGAUGAUCCUCUAAAUAAAGAAGCAGCUGAUAUGUUCUCCAAGGAUAAAGAAUUAUUUUAUAUUAAAGUAAAAGAAUAUAUACUGCAGUAUGCAAAAAGAUGAUUGAAAGUAAGAUUACUGCAAUGCCAAAAAACUGAAUUCCUAAAAUUAAAAUUUUUGAGUAGCUGCAUAGUGAUGCAGAGAACUUUUCCGACAGAUAUGUGUACACAUUGAGAAAAAAACAUUUUGAUUUGCGCUUCUAAUUUAUGAAAAAGUAGAUUGUACCUACAGUCUUUCUAAUUAACUUAAUUAAAUCAUGUUCUUUAUUUGUUCCUUGUUAGUGUACUGCUCUGAAUGUAUCUUUUUAUUUUUAUGUGCUUGCAAGCCAUUAAAGCACAAGCUUUUCCUUAACGUAAAAUUAAGAAUUGUGAUUAAGAAAUUAUUGAUUUGUAAAUAAAUACAAU